This is a messenger RNA of Procambarus clarkii (red swamp crayfish), 2946 nucleotides long. NCBI's taxonomy places the organism in Eukaryota, Metazoa, Arthropoda, Malacostraca, Decapoda, Cambaridae. The record is from RefSeq and is a predicted model, not a curated record.
AUGGGAAGGAGACAAAGUGGUCGUGUCUGUGACUUACAAUCCUCCAGAGAACCACAUAAGACCAACACAAAAGUACGAGAUAAUGGUGCUUACGUAACUAUCAACCAGAGUGUGGCUGAUAUAACCUUUAGACCAGCUGACCAGCCUACUGACCAGCCUACUGACCAGCCUACUGACCAUCCUACUGACCAGCCUACUGACCAGACUACUGACCAGCCUACUGACCAGUCUACUGACCAGCCUACUGACCAGACUACUGACCAGCCUACUGACCAGACUACUGACCAGCCUACUGACCAGUCUACUGACCAGCCUACUGACCAGACUACUGACCAGCCUACUGACCAGACUACUGACCAGCCUACUGACCAUCCUACUGACCAGCCUACUGACCAGACUACUGACCAGCCUACUGACCAGACUACUGACCAGCCUACUGACCAUCCUACUGACCAGACUACUGACCAGCCUACUGACCAGACUACUGACCAGCCUACUGACCAGCCUACUGACCAGCCUACUGACCAGCCUACUGACCAGCCUACUGACCAGACUACUGACCAGCCUACUGACCAGUCUACUGACCCGACUACUGACCAGACUACUGACCAGACUACUGACCAGACUACUGACCAGCCUACUGACCAGCCUACUAACCCGACUACUGACCCGACUACUGACCAGACUACUGACCAGACUACUGCCCAGACUACUGACCAGCCUACUGACCAGCCUACUGACCAGACUACUGACCAGACUACUGACCAGCCUACUGACCAGUCUACUGACCAGUCUACUGACCCGACUACUAACCCGACUACUGACCCGACUACUGACCAGACUACUGACCAGACUACUGCCCAGACUACUGACCAGCCUACUGACCAGCCUACUGACCAGACUACUGACCAGCCUACUGACCAGACUACUGACCAGCCUACUGACCAGCCUACUGACCAGCCUACUGACCAGCCUACUGACCCGACUACUGACCAGCCUACUGACCAGCCUACUGACCCGACUACUGACCAGCCUACUGACCAGCCUACUGACCAGCCUACUAACCCGACUACUGACCCGACUACUGACCAGACUACUGACCAGACUACUGCCCAGACUACUGACCAGCCUACUGACCAGCCUACUGACCAGACUACUGACCAGACUACUGACCAGCCUACUGACCAUCCUACUGACCAGACUACUGACCAGCCUACUGACCAGACUACUGACCAGACUACUGACCAGCCUACUGACCAGACUACUGACCAGCCUACUGACCAGACUACUGACCAGCCUACUGACCAGACUACUGACCAGACUACUGACCAGCCUACUGACCAGACUACUGACCAGCCUACUGACCAGCCUACUGACCAGACUACUGACCAGACUACUGACCAGACUACUGACCAGCCUACUGACCAGACUACUGACCAGCCUACUGACCAGACUACUGACCAGACUACUGACCAGUCUACUGACCAGCCUACUGACCAGCCUACUGACCAGACUACUGACCAGCCUACUGACCAGCCUACUGACCAGCCUACUGACCAGACUACUGACCAGCCUACUGACCAGCCUACUGACCAGACUACUGACCAGCCUACUGACCAGUCUACUGACCAGCCUACUGACCAGACUACUGACCAGCCUACUGACCAGACUACUGACCAGCCUACUGACCAGUCUACUGACCAGACUACUGACCAGACUACUGACCAGCCUACUGACCAGCCUACUGACCAGCCUACUGACCAGCCUACUGACCAGACUACUGACCAGCCUACUGACCAGUCUACUGACCAGACUACUGACCAGACUACUGACCAGACUACUGACCAGUCUACUGACCAGACUACUGACCAGACUACUGACCAGCCUACUGACCAGUCUACUGACCAGACUACUGACCAGCCUACUGACCAGUCUACUGACCAGACUACUGACCAGACUACUGACCAGCCUACUGACCAGUCUACUGACCAGACUACUGACCAGCCUACUGACCAGUCUACUGACCAGACUACUGACCAGACUACUGACCAGCCUACUGACCAGACUACUGACCAGCCUACUGACCAGACUACUGACCAGACUACUGACCAGACUACUGACCAGACUACUGACCAGACUACUGACCAGCCUACUGACCAGCCUACUGACCAGCCUACUGACCAGCCUACUGACCAGUCUACUGACCAGACUACUGACCAGACUACUGACCAGCCUACUGACCCGACUACUGACCAGCCUACUGACCAGACUACUGACCAGACUACUGACCAGUCUACUGACCAGCCUACUGACCAGCCUACUGACCAGACUACUGACCAGCCUACUGACCAGCCUACUGACCAGACUACUUACCAGCCUACUGACCAGCCUACUGACCAGCCUACUGACCAGCCUACUGACCAGCCUACUGACCAGUCUACUGACCAGACUACUGACCAGCCUACUGACCAGACUACUGACCAGCCUACUGACCAGACUACUGACCAGCCUACUGACCAGCCUACUGACCAGACUACUGACCAGCCUACUGACCAGCCUACUGACCAGACUACUGACCAGACUACUGACCAGCCUACUGACCAGCCUACUGACCAGACUACUGACCAGACUACUGACCAGACUACUGACCAGUCUACUGACCAGACUACUGACCAGACUACUGACCAGUCUACUGACCAGACUACUGACCAGACUACUGACCAGCCUACUGACCAGCCUACUGACCAGACUACUGACCAGACUACUGACCAGACUACUGACCAGCCUACUGACCAGACUACUGACCAGACUACUGACCAGACUACUGACCAGACUACUGACCAGCCUACUGACCAGACUACUGACCAGCCUACUGACCAGACUACUGACCAGCCUACUGACCAGACUACUGACCAGCCUACUGGCUGCAUAAUAAGUAAUAACUAA